AUGGGCUACACCGAUCAAGACUGGAAGGCGAUCAACACGAUCCGCACGCUCGCCCAACUCGGGCCACCCCGGCGCGCCCAUGGUAUUUGCAAUGCCGUUGGCCUGGCCAUGGCCCAAGCCCACACUGCUGCCACGUUCAACAAGGAUGGCUUCAACCUGGUUGACAACUACACUUACUGCUUCCUUGGUGACGGCUGCCUGAUGGAGGGUGUCUCUGGCGAGGCUUCUUCCCUCGCUGGUCACCUCCAGCUCGGCAACCUCAUUGCCGUCUGGGACGACAACCACAUUUCCAUUGACGGUGACACCAACGUCGCCUUCACUGAGGACGUCAUCAAGAGGUAUGAGGCGUACGGCUGGCACGUCGUCUCCGUCUCUGACGGUGACAACGACCUCGAGGGUAUCGAGGCCGCCUUCAAGAAGUGCCAGGAGGUCAAGGACAAGCCUUCCCUGAUCGCUCUGAGGACCACUAUCGGCUUCGGCUCCAAGCAGCAGGGCACCCACGGUGUCCACGGCUCUCCCCUCAAGGCCGACGACAUCAAGCAGCUCAAGGAGAAGUUCGGCUUCAACCCUGACGAGAGCUUCGCCGUCCCCCAGGAGGUCUACGAUGCCUACAACAAGCACGCUGCCGAGGGUGCCGCCGCCGAGGAGGAGUGGAACAAGCUCUUUGCCAAGUACGGUGAGAAGUUCUCUGCCGAGCACGCCGAUCUCGCCCGCCGCCUCACUGGCGACCUCCCCGAGGGCUGGGAAAAGAGCCUGCCUGUCUACACCCCCGCCGACGCGGCUGUUGCGUCUCGUAAGCUUUCCGAGAUCGUUCUCUCCAAGGUUGAGGGCGUUCUUCCCGAGCUUGUCGGUGGCUCUGCCGAUUUGACCGGCUCCAACCUGACCAGGUGGAAGGAGGCCGUCGACUUCCAGGCUCCUCAGACCAAGCUCGGUGACUAUGCCGGCCGCUACAUCCGCUACGGCGUCCGCGAGCACGCCAUGGGUGCCAUCAUGAACGGUCUUGCCGCCUACGGAACCAUCUUGCCCUACGGCGGUACCUUCCUCAACUUCGUCUCGUACGCUGCCGGUGCCAUCCGUCUCUCCGCUCUGUCCCAGGUCCGCGCCAUCUGGGUCGCCACCCACGACUCGAUUGGUCUCGGUGAGGACGGUCCCACCCACCAGCCUAUCGAGACACUUGCCCACUUCCGCGCUCUCCCCAACUGCAUGGUCUGGCGCCCUGCCGACGGCAACGAGACCAGCGCUGCCUACUACGUCGCCCUCACCUCCAAGCACACGCCUAGCAUUAUUGCCCUGUCGCGCCAGAACCUGCCCCAGCUCGAGGGCUCUGUCCUGGAGAAGUCUGUCAAGGGUGGAUACGUGCUGCACGAGGAGGAGGGUGCCGAUGUCACCCUUGUCUCCACCGGUUCCGAAGUUUGCAUCUGUGUUGAUGCCGUCAAGGAGCUCAAGGAGAAGCACAACAUCAAGGCUCGUGUCGUUUCCAUUCCUUGCUUCGAGGUCUUCGAUGCGCAGUCCAAGGAGUACCGCCUCAGCGUCCUGCCCGACGGCAUCCCCUCUCUGUCCGUUGAGGUCAUGAGCACCAUGGGCUGGGAGCGUUACACGCACGAGCAGUUUGGACUCAACCGCUUCGGUGCCUCCGGCGCUUACAAGGACGUCUACAAGAAGUUCGAGUUCACUCCUGAGGGCAUCGCCAAGCGCGCGGUUGCCACCAUUGACUUCUGGAAGGACGUUCCCAACAUCCGCUCCCCCAUCAACCGUGCGUUCCAGCAGCUCAUCUAA
Verticillium alfalfae VaMs.102 is the source of this 1776-nucleotide messenger RNA. RefSeq names its product transketolase. The transcript has 4 exons. The record is from RefSeq and is a predicted model, not a curated record. Gene Ontology annotation, biological process: pentose-phosphate shunt. Gene Ontology annotation, molecular function: transketolase activity. NCBI's taxonomy places the organism in Eukaryota, Fungi, Ascomycota, Sordariomycetes, Glomerellales, Plectosphaerellaceae. The coding region runs from base 1 to 1776 and encodes 591 amino acids. Gene Ontology annotation, cellular component: cytosol.